This is a messenger RNA of Pocillopora meandrina, 3669 nucleotides long. The record is from the annotation of a GenBank genome assembly. NCBI's taxonomy places the organism in Eukaryota, Metazoa, Cnidaria, Anthozoa, Scleractinia, Pocilloporidae.
AUGCAGCUCUAUUUUUCGAUUCUGGUGAUUAUAUGCUCCUCACAGCUUCACAACGUUGUCGGAAAAUGUCGACCUUCGACUUACUCAAUAAACAGCCACUACUUAGCUGGUCACGUGAUGUCCACAAGGAUUGUCUCCAGUCUUUCUGAGUGUGUGAUAAUAUGUGUAACUGAUGUCCACUGUAAAAGUUUGAACUUCCAUUCCAUCGAUGGGUUAUGUGACUUGAAUGACGCAGACAGACGUACCCUCUCAAAAGAUUUUCGACCGAAAAUAGGAUGCAUCUACAUGGAAAUGUUUCCUUCAUUUAAGGUCUGUUAUUUCAAUAUAUUUCCAGUAUUAGAACGCGAGAUUCAGAAUGACUUACCACGAAUGAUGAUAAAUUUUAUUUCCACGUUAUAUAAGCGAACAAACCAGAAAUUUAUCGUUAUUUUGUUCCAUUCGAGAACCAGGCUUAUAUUCUACCAUUUGUCUUGUUCGGUUGAAGUCCUGUGCAGAAAUACAACAGGCGCAGCCUCAGGCAAAGAAUGGAUAUUACUGGAUACAGAUUGGAAGCAGAGAAGCUCAGGUUUAUUGUGAUAUGACGAACUAUGGUAAGUUAGAAAAAAAAGGAACAUUGGAAAAGUUUCAAAAAGAGUCAAAUUAUAUUAUUCGAUCGUUGUUUUUGUAUUUCCUGAGUUACCUUCAGGUUUGAUCACUUUGUACAGAUUAGUUGAAGAAAUUUAACCAAUUUGAAACAAAUUAAUCUGUUCAAUCGAAGUAAAAAGAGAGAAUGUUUCAAACUUUCGACUCACCUCCUUUGCCAGUUCGUUAGAUAAUAACCCAGGCAAGAUCUAACGUGUUGCAGCUUUAAGCUCGAAUCUAACGGUACACUCAAUUUCCUCCUUUGUACGUAAGGAAGAUCUUGCACGCAAUGACUAAAUAAAUAAUUUAGGUGUUUUUUAUCAGGCAGUUAGUCCAUUAAGAUUUUCGAUUAUAAUGUUUUGCAAGCCUGGUUUUCUUAGCUUAGCCAGUUUUCUUUACUGACUAUACUUUUCCUGAAAUUGUUAUCCAUUUCUAAAAUGCAUGAAAUAGGUGGCGGUUGGACUUUGGCAGUGACCAUCAACUCCGCGAAAAACGAUCAUCUUCAGAGCGCUGAAAUGAAUUGUCUCAACUCAAAGCUGUGUGUUCCGUUUACUGAGAACGACAUCGCAGCCAGAAAGCUAACGGACAAAGACAUCCACGAGCUACUACAUUUUGAAGGUUAAGCUAUAAAAUGUUACAAGGUCAAGAAAAAUAUUUAAAAUAUGUAUCAAAAUUUCACGUUUCGCCGGCACGCCGCAUUUAAAAAACACGUGCCACAGUACCUCUGAUCUUUGCACGGGCUAUAAGUGAGCCUGUUACUAAAUUAAGUUCAGAAAAAUACUGACAUGCGCUGUUUUUCCCUCGAGUUACUUAGAUUUAUUAUACAAACUACGGUGUUACACAAGGAUUUCCAGCCCUAAGAAAAGCCGUAACAACACUCUUGAAAAAAUACGAUAUUUUUUCACUUGUGUUUUAUAACGCCAAUCGGCUGCUGAACGUCACUCGCCUUUCGUGCCGGUCAGGUUGACGAAUGAACGGCGAAGUCUUCGCCGUUCUCAAUCCAAGGUCGUUUGUCGGAAUUUUUUCGGUUUAUGGCUGCUAAAACACUGAAAAAUCCGUAUCGCCUAUGCCACAGACAGUGACAUUCAAAGUUUCCUAGAGGGAGAAGAAACCAAAAUACAAAAAGAAAAAUCGAAAGUUACGUAAUCAGUUGUUCUAGUGUAGGUAUUUCUCGCAGCUAAGAAAGAAGAUUUGGCACAGCCGGUUUUGGCCGUUUGCCUGAAAGAUUUUCUUUGCCGGUAAUGACUAAUUCAAUAACUGAGAACUUUGUAGAUUGAAAAUAGGCCCAUUAUUUGUUUUUGUAGUGAUUCAACGCAUGUUUUCAUCUUAAGCACGCCAACAUACUUUAAGAUGUUUAUUCAGGAAUUGUCGAUCCUUUUAUUUUCAUUCGCUUAUUAGGCCGACUUUGCAUGUCAGAAGAGGGCUAUUGUGUUUAUGUGAUAAAUAAAAUAAUACAUGGUUUCUUGUAGAUAGAAAGUUUCUCUUCUCGUCUUGAACUCGACAGCUCACUCGUUCGCUGCGCCAACUUUAAAGUUAUUGAGUUCAACACCCGAAGAGAAAUUCCAUAUCUACGUGCGUCCAUGUAUGUAUCGCGAAGACCAAAUAUAAUUUUUACUGCAACUCUUAUAUUUAUUUUUAUUUAGAAACCUUUAGAGUUGAUGUUCUGGAAAAAAAUGCAUGUAUCACAAAGACAAAAUAUAACUUUUACCGCAACUUUGAUAUUUAUUUUUAUUCAGGAACCUUUAGAGUUGAUGUUGUGGAAAAACAGGUCAAAUAUACCAUAUUUUAUCAGGUACAAUUGAAUACAUGUUCAAGUUUAAUAACUCUCUCUUGAAAGAUCAAACAUGAUUUUUACGUUUUCUUUAUAUUUAAUUUUAGAUUCCGAGUGGUCCUACAAACUUUAAAUCAACGUGCAGUCAUGGAAAGUAAGUUUUCUCGUAAUCAUAUGCAAUGAAUAAUUUCCAUUUCGACUCUUGCUUUAAUUGGCGACAUAGGCAUCCCCAUAAUCCUUCGGGUCACACCGUAACCGUUAACCUGGGGGGGUUGACAAACUUGCACGACCAAGGAAUUGAGCUCUGCAUAAAAAAAGGUUCCUCAUUUUUAAAGCGGUAAUUCUAACCCGUUGACAAUAUAAAAAUAAGAACAAGAAAAACGAUAACAAAAUCAAUGGUGUUACACUGAUAAUGACGACAAUGACGAAGAAAACGACAACAACCACGGCGAUAACGAUAAUUGUAUCGAAAAGAGUAAGGACGACGAAUACGUUUACAAUUACAAUAAGGACAGGAAUGAUGAUAACGAUAAUGAUACAAAGCGAAAAAAAACUUAACACUGAUGAAAUUAGUACUUUUGGAUAAGUAUAAGUAACAUAAUUUCGAGUGCAAUCUGGUGUAAAUAAAUACGAGUAAAUUUUUCAAAGACAACAAAACAGCACAAAGCCGUGGGUGCUUAUUACAACAAAUUGCACUCGAAAUCAUGUUAUUACUUGUUGAUAAUGCACAUGAAAAAAUAUCGCAGAAAAUCAAGACGGACGCAAUUUUUAAAGAGCGCGCGCUAUAUGUAAUUUGCACCCGCGUUUCAACUUUGCUUUGGUUGAAAAUGGCUUUGGGUGGAAAGUUCGGGGGUAGAGAGGGUAGGUUUUUGAAACUUCUCAGCCAACUGGCAUUUUUUUCUUUUAGGCUGAAUGGGGCUUGUGUUAUUCAUUGUAGUUGAAAGCCUGCACUGCAGGAUUGAUAUUUGGGCUUGUAAUCUUACACAAGACAGCCACCGGGCCAACACUCCAUGGCUGGAGGUCGGUUGAGCGUCAAAACCAUGCCUUUGGUCGAGAGGGCAUCGCUAGAACCGAAGAAAAUGCAGGGGGGCUUAACGUAUCAUCAUUAUCAUUGUUACUCAUAAUUGUUACUAUUAGUACCAUUAAUAUUGUUUUUUUUCAGGUGUCCACGCAUAAUCAUAUCACAUUCUUUUCCGUAUCGUUGGGAGACUAACACUUGUACAAACCAGACGACUGGGUAUAGAAUUGCCGGCAGUUGUCACAGAGGUAAAAACAGA